This is a messenger RNA of Rotaria sordida, 645 nucleotides long. The record is from the annotation of a GenBank genome assembly. Lineage: Eukaryota; Metazoa; Rotifera; Eurotatoria; Philodinida; Philodinidae.
AUGAAGACAGUGGCUAUUGUUGUUUCGAUAUUACUUGUAUUAUUAUUUGUUGUUUUGUGUAUAUGGGAAGUUGGUAUUUUUAAGCUGCAUCCAUCAUUGAUGGCUGUUAGUUAUCUUGGUUGUAUGUUUCAAGCAAUACAUAUUUUUUCAAUGGAUGAUACAUCUUGUUCUCCAUCAUUGCCACGACGAAAACAAAUUCUUAUUCAUUCAUUUUUACAAGUUGGUACUAUUAUUUGUUCAAUUAUUGCUUUUACAGCAAUCUAUACAACCAAAAUACAACGAAAUAAACCACAUUUUACUAGCUGGCAUGGUUUUAUUGGACUUAUUGUGUUUAUUUGGUCAUUAUUACAAGCCAUAGCCGGUCUGUUUCUUACUAUUUUUCAACGUUAUAUUCGUUCACUAGGACUAACUUAUGCACAACUUCGCAUUUAUCAUGCAACGUCAGGUGUGCUUCUUUUUACUAUAUCUUGUUUCGUAUUAAUACUUGGACUAGCUUCAAAUUGGUUUAAAAGUAAAAUGCCAAAUAAUACAAUCAUAUAUUCUGUUAUUUUUUAUUUCCUUACUUCAAGUAUGCUUUUUCUUGCUCAUAAAUGUGUAGAACAAGUGAAAAAUCGUUAUGUUAAAAGAAAGAUUACAAUAAAAUAG